CCUGACUCAGAGAGGGUUUAUAGAAUUUAGGAUGGAUAUGGAGGAGCUCUCACAGACAGAGGCAGAGAUAAAGCUUAUUGAAGCUGAAAAUGCAGCCAUUAAAGCAACAAUGGAAGCUGAAAAUGCAGCCAUGAAAGCAACAAUGGAAGCUGAAGAUGCAGCCAUGAAAGCUGAAAAUGCAGCCAUUAAAGCAACAUUGGAAGCAAUAAGAGAGCAGUUAUCCAUAUUUGACAGCUUGAUUUUAUACCCAACUUAUCAGAAGAAAUUAGAUUGUUAUGGUGGAGCUGAAAAAGACAUGGUGGAGUUAGCCAUGAAGGCCAACUUCUUCAAAACCUCCCAUGAAAUAAGAAAAAGGAUCAGAACAGAUAUGAAGGACAGACACUCAAAAAGACAUUGUAAUGACUAGUCUUUACUAGUUUACUCUUUCUUGUUUAGAUUGUAUUUUUGUUUGCAUCAACAUUUCAGAUCACAUUCUGUAAUUCUCUAUAGAAUAAUUCAUUAGCGAAAGAUUAUCUCUCCAAUUCAAACUCUUACUCAAGUACAAUACCCUGUUUCCCAUCAGUGAUAUGUAAACUGUUUACUUUGAUGGGCAUUUCUUUAAAACCACAGAGUGGAGAAGUUUUUCCAUAUUUGAAUGAGAUCCAUGUAAACUGUUUACUUUGAUGGGCAUUUCUUUAAAACCAGAGAGUGGAGAAGUUUUUCCAUAUUUGAAUGAGAUCCAGUCAUAUUGUCUGUAUGAAUUAUAUUUGGAUUUGAUUGUAUA
Molecule: messenger RNA, 763 nt
Organism: Cryptomeria japonica (Japanese cedar)
Lineage: Eukaryota; Viridiplantae; Streptophyta; Pinopsida; Cupressales; Cupressaceae
Exons: 2
Coding region: 32-406 (124 amino acids)
Source: RefSeq, a predicted model, not a curated record